Molecule: messenger RNA, 5514 nt
Organism: Bactrocera dorsalis (oriental fruit fly)
Lineage: Eukaryota; Metazoa; Arthropoda; Insecta; Diptera; Tephritidae
Gene: Hph
Product: hypoxia-inducible factor prolyl hydroxylase
Exons: 7
Coding region: 890-2656 (588 amino acids)
Biological process (GO): peptidyl-proline hydroxylation to 4-hydroxy-L-proline; cellular response to hypoxia
Cellular component (GO): nucleus; cytoplasm
Molecular function (GO): ferrous iron binding; L-ascorbic acid binding; peptidyl-proline 4-dioxygenase activity
Source: RefSeq, a predicted model, not a curated record
AAAAACACUAUAUUGGCUUGCGUAUAUUUUAAAUUUCUAAAAUGGAUCUCCAGCGUCUGCAUUCAUUUCAAAAGCGGAGUGAGCGAACCUAGAAUAAAUAAAUAUAAAUCCCUUUCAACACGAGUAAUAAGAUAUCACUUUGUUUCUUGGAAUUGAUAUGGAAGGAAAAAUAAAUACAACAAAUGACACUUUUGCAACAGAGACAAAGUCAACAAAGAGAAAUAGCUCAAAAGCUAUUUAGAGCGUUUCAUAGACGACUGUGACUACGUGAUUUAACCACAAAAUUUUAUAAAUAUUUGAGAGUGCAAGAGUAAUCCACUAAUCGCAGCAGCAACGGAAGCGUUAUCAGCUGGCACACGAGUUAGGGGGUUAAAGUGAAAAUUGUUCGGUCACCGACUCAUAGGGGCAGGUGCAUAGUAUGAGCUUUGAUUUACCCCUCUCGUCGCGUUUAACCCAUAUGCUGUAUUCAAUAGUCAAAUAUUCAAGCUAAUGCAAAUAAAUAUUUUGCUAAACAGAUUUAUAUUACAACAAAAAUAACUUUUAAAGUGUAAUAAUUAGAAAUACGAUAAAAGUGGCAAAACAGCUGCAAAACCACUUAAAAUAGUUCAGCACAUUUAUAUACAAUUGCGAUGACAACGGAAAAGAGCAGCUGCAAUCGAAGUGCAAGAUAAAGAAGAAAUAGUGCAAAGUGUAAAUCAAAAGACAUAUCCACUGCUGAAAGUAAGGCCCCUGUCAAGGUUAAAUUGAAGGCAUAUACUCUUUGGAGGUCAAAGAAGAAUAGUAUUUCAGGUUUUAACAAGUGUAUAAGAUGUCAAGUUGAAUAGCUUACUUAAAACGAUCACAUAAAAAAAAUCGAAAGUUGAAAUUGUUGAAGUUUAAUUAUUAAAAAAUGGAAAAAUUUCCACAGUGUGCCAUUUGCGGUACAACGCAGCAAUUGUUGCGUUGCGCCAAAUGUAAGUCGAUUUUUUACUGCUCCACUGCACAUCAGCAUAUGGACUGGCCCAUGCAUAAACAGUCUUGCCGUAUGUUAGCCAAACAAAGGAAUGAAAAUCGCAUUCAACAUCUGCAACAGGCUGUUGCUGCCACAACACUAAGCAAUACAAUUGCGCCAUCAAUACCCACAACAAGCAACGAUGUUGAUGCUGGUCAUAAUCGCUGGACAACAUCGACAAAUGAUAUGGCUAUUAUAGGCUUUGGACUACUAGGCGGUAACGAAAGUGCUGAAGUUGAUCCUAGCAUACUAACUGCAGUACCACCCAUGGCUGUGAUGAUGGGUAACAAUGACAAUGGCGUUGCAUACAACCAGACAAAUGGAUUGGCUAACGAGGCAAAUCCCCACCAAAUUCCAGAUGCAGGUGGUACAGUGACCGGUGCUGGUAUUAUGCAAAACAAUACGUCAUUAUGCAUGCAACCCCAAUAUCAUCAUGUAGAUCAACGCUUGCUAUCGCCGCAAUAUCAUCAACAACAACAGCAAUUAAUGCACCAACAGUUGCAGUGUCAACAAAUAUCGCCAUCGCAUACACCAUAUACAGCAAACCUUACCAAUCAUAAUACACAUCAUCAUUAUGAGAAAAGCAUCAGCUGUCAAGUUGGAAGCGGAGGUGGCGUGGACGAAAACGCUUUUGGAAAUGCAAAUGAGCGCCGCUAUGACGAAUUAUGUCGAAAUAUUAUCAGCGACAUGAAUCAGUACGGUUUGUCGGUGGUCGAUGAUUUUCUAGGCGUCGAGAAGGGCCUGCAGAUUCUCAAUGAAGUGCAUCGCAUGUAUUCAGCUGGUGUCUUCAAAGACGGCCAACUGGUUAAUAAUUUGCGAGAAGAAGAGCUGCGCACAAUACGCGGCGAUAAGAUAACGUGGGUUAAGGGCGUAGAACCAGGCUGUGCAAAUGUUGGCUAUUUGAUAAAUCAGAUUGACGCGGUCAUAUGUCGGGCAAACACAAUGAAGAACAAUGGUCAAAUGGGCAACUAUAACAUUAAAGAGAGAACAAAGGCUAUGGUGGCUUGCUACCCGGGUUCCGGCUCGCAUUAUGUGGUGCACGUCGAUAAUCCGAACAAAGACGGUCGUGUUAUAACGGCCAUUUACUAUUUGAAUGUUAAUUGGGAUACGGACCGCAGUGGUGGCAUUUUACGAAUUUUCCCAGAGCACGGUAAUUCAGUUGCUGACAUCGAGCCGAAAUUCGAUCGUCUGAUCUUUUUCUGGUCCGAUAGGCGGAAUCCCCACGAAGUACAACCCUCACAUCGUACCCGCUACGCCAUCACUGUGUGGUAUUUUGACGCGAACGAACGCGAAGCGGCGCUGAAUCGUAUUAAAAACAACAAAAAUAAUGCCAAAUCAACAACAAAUACAACAACGAGGGCGUCGGCGCCUACGAAUAUGCACGACAACUCGAGCACAACGCAUACAAACCCGCAAUUGAACACCAGCAAUGCGUCGGCGGCGACAAUAGCAACAACAGCAGCAGCACCAGCAACAACGGCAACAGCAACAACCACGCCAACAAUGCCAACACCCGCAAAUACCAAAAUGGUUGCGAAUUCGAAUGCGACCAUAAACAACAGUAAAUGCGCGAGUAUAAACAACGCGACGGCGAAUAUCGGCGAGCAUCACCACACGAACAGCAACAGUGCGGUGCUUGCGAAUUCGAGUGAAAUUUGCACGUAACACCGCAACCAGCUAUUGUUGUUGUUGUUGUAAAGAGAAAAAGCUGGUCUGUGUGCUGUAGCGCGAGUGUUUCUUGCGUUUGUGUUUUUUGUUUUGGUUUUAAAAGUUUUUGUGAUUUUUUGUUUGUUGGCCGAUCACUUAAGCGUUGGCCAAAGGCAAGCAACGAUUUUAUUUUAAUUGUGUGCGGAAAUGCUAUAAAUGCAUAGGAGCAUAGGAAAAGAACAAUAACAAAUUGGAAAUGCAAAAAAUAUUAUCCAGAACUAAGACAUUUGUAUGUAUGCUAGAAGUAUUACAUAUACGAAUGUAAUGUAAAUAUAUAUGUAAUUCACUAGAACUAAGCUCUUUGGCUUCAUAGCUUAGGUAAAAAGAAAGCUGAAUGAAAUAUUUGUAUUACAUACGUCUACUAUAUAUUAUAUACACAUAUGUACGAACAUUCAUAUAUAUGUAUGUAUGUAAUGCAUGCAAACAUCUGCGCCUAUGCCUGAAAUGUGAUAAAAGCAAUGAAACAAUUUGAGAAUGCAUUCGAGAGGUGUGAAACGCUGUAAAGCCGCUAACUAAAUGCCAGUGUACAGCUGUCUUUUAACAUUAGUGUUUAUAAAAAAUUUAUUGACCAGCAGAAUAUCUGUAUGUAAACACAUGUAAAUUAGUCUAAGUAUUGCGCGUUUGUGAAAUUUCUACUAAAUGCAGUUGUAUGCACGCAUAUACUUACAUAUACAUAUGUACAAAUAUUAGGGUGUCCAUAAUUUAAUUUUUUUGUUAUUUGUAAAUGCUUCUUAAAGUUUCAGCUUUUGCACCAAAUGAAGUGUAUUUGCAUAUAAUGUACUGUAUUCAUAUAGUGCACCAUGUCGUAUGAGCAACACUGUAUGUGUAAAUCACUUGUAUGAACGCUCAAGUCGUUUGAUGUAUAAGUUUGCAUAAAACUUUCAAAGGAAUGUUGUUAUGAAAAAGAUUAUGAAGCUAUAUACAUAUAUAUUAUCUAUAUUGGAGAUUAGAAGAUUUGAAAUUGGAAUAUCACUUUUUCGAUUCAAUUUAAAUUGAUAAUAAAGAACUUUCUCCCCUAUUACGGAUUUCAACUCGACUUGAAUUGAAGUUCAGAUCAACCCAACUCUUUUUUUUGAGAUAUCGAUAUUUAACUGUUUUCAGUUGAAGUUUGCUUGGUGUUGCCAACCUAAAAAAUAAAGAUUUUACAGAUAAUUAAACAACUGAAAAUAUUUAAACGAAAAAAGAAUUUAACACAUUGACGGACAGUAGGAACAAGUAAAGUUCGAAAAUUGACACAACACAACUCAAGAGAAAACACGAUCGCACUACUCCCUUCGCAACCACAUGCGUACUGAUGCUGCAAGUCGUGCAACAGAUGGAAAACAAAAUUCAACCUAAAAAAUUGUUUCCAAAACACGACAAUAGGCUUCUACUUGUACGCCGGUAAAUGCACAUUUGUGCUGCGAUCGCCGCAGUGUCUGUAAACGACCGUUUCGUUUUAGACGGCUGUCGCCGUCAUGCCACAUAGUGAACUUCGCUUUGACGGCUAUAGACGCAAGUGUCCGUCAACGUGUUAAUUAUUGCUCACAAAAAGGUGAAUAAUUAUUAAAAAGGACAUUAGUUUUGAUUACCGGUAGAUAUCAAGAAUGCAUUUUAAAUGAUGAUUAGCUUUGGGUUGAAGCAACCUGCGACAUCUAUGGUUGUUGCCAAACCUGCUUUUAAAUUAUGCGCUAUGUAUAAAACAUCAAUGAAGAAAAUGAUAAAAAUGCCUAAAAAAGUUAAUUUUACUCAAAAAGUGUAGCCCUAAGAGUAGUAGAUUACAUCGAAGCUUUAUCUUUAAAACUCUUCCCUUAAUUUUAUUUUAAUGUUUUCAAAUUGUAGCUUGUCUCGUCCAGUUUAAUACCGAAUUUCAAAACUUCAACCAAAUGUAGUUGGGUUGAAAUGAAAACCGUAAUAGGAGCCUGAAACUUUAUCGGUCAUAGCAAAAAAAAAAAAACAAAAAUUAACUUGAGAAAUAACGGACAUCCUAAUAUAUAUUUAAAUACGUAUUUUGUGCUCUUCAUACAUAUGUAUGUAUGUAUGUAUGACCAUGAAUGCACUUGCAAAUAAUGCAGUAUGAAAAACUUCUCAAAGCUUUAAACAGAUUUGCUAUGAAAAGUCACUUAGCAAACCAAAAUAAGGGCAAAAAAUUGUAAUUACAAGGGAAGCUUAUUGCUAUGUAUAUAUAUAUAAAUGGUAUAUAUAACUAGGGAAUAUAACUGAUUUUGCUAAUUAUUUACGCAAAUAAUUUUGUGCUGAUAAUAACAAUUGACAUAUUCGCUUAGUUAAAGUUUAAUUUCUUCAGUAGUAUUUCAAAAUGAUGAUGGAAAUGAUUGCAAUUCACACAAACACACCUACAUUAUUAAUGUGUACGUGCACAAUGGCAUGCAAGCAAAAGUCAAUUAGCAGCUGGCAAGCAAAUAUUAGCAACAACAACAAGGCGUAAUGCAAUAAGCUAAAUGAAUAAUUAAAUAUAAAUAACAUGCAUACAUACAUACAUACAUAUGUACUAAUUGAGCACGCAUAAAUAUUUGUUCGUUUGCGGGUGUGUGUGUGUGUGUGUGCAAAUGGAACUAGUAUAUGCUAAACCUUUAUUAGAAAUGAGUCAGGUAAUGCAGACUUUUUUGUUAUAUACUAAACAAUAUUUUUUAUCAUUAAUAUUCAUAAAACACAUAAAUAUGUAUAUGUACAUAUAUAUAGAAUUAUUUCUACUUGCAUAAAACAAUUCGACUACUAAACUUAGUUACCUUGUAUUAUAUAUAAUUUAGUAUGUUGUUACACAUACAUACGUACAUAAAUAAAACCAAUAAGAGCCUGUGAAAAGCAAAAUAGUUAUA